GUGUGACGUCACAAGGCCGCGCCGUCCCGCACUGUAAUUCGACCGGAGAAAGGAUAAAGUGUCCAAACACAGAGAAAAACUCCUGCUGAAGCGACUGAUCUCCACACUGUUAUAAAGAUGGCGUUUAUUAAAGAGGAGAGUGAAGAUGUGAAGAUUGAAGAAACAUUCACAGUCAAACAGGAAGAUCUGCAGGAACAAACAGACCUAAUUGAAGAGAAUGAGGGGAGUAAAGAGGAGGAACAUCAUGUCAAAAUUGAGGAAAAAAUUCAUUUACAGACUGAUGGUAUUUUGAAAAGGAGAGACAGGAAUCAUUUCACAUGCACUCAGUGUGGAAAGAGUUUCAGCUGCUCAUCACACCUUAAUAAUCACAUGAGGAUCCACACUGGAGAGAAACCAUUCACAUGCACUCAGUGUGGGAAGAGUUUCAGCCAAUCAUCGUCUCUUAAUCAACACAUGAGGAUCCACAAGGGAGAGAAACCAUUCACUUGCACCCGGUGUGGGAAGAGUUUCAGCCGCUCAUCACACCUUAAUCACCACAUGAGGAUCCACACUGGAGAGAAACCAUUUAUGUGCACUCAGUGUGGGAAGAGUUUCAGCCUAUCAUCAUCCCUUAAUCUACACAUGAGGAUCCACACUGGAGAGAAACCAUUCACUUGCACCCGGUGUGGGAAGAGUUUCAGCCAAUUAUCACACCUUAAUCACCACAUAAGGAUCCAUACUGGAGAGAAACCAUUCACAUGCACUCAGUGUGGGAAGAGUUUCAGCCAAUUAUCAUCCCUUAAUCUACACAUGAGGAUCCACACUGGAGAGAAACCAUUCACAUGCACUCAGUGUGGGAAGAGUUUCAGCCACUCAUCAUCCCUUAAUCUACACAUGAGGAUCCACACUGGAGAGAAACCAUUCACUUGCACUCAGUGUGGGAAGAGUUAUAGUCAAUCAUCACACCUUAGUCAACACAUGAGGAUCCACACUGGAGAGAAACCAUUCACAUGCACUCUGUGUGGGAAGAGUUUUAACUGCUCAUCACACCUUAGUCAACACAUGAGGAUCCACACUGGAGAGAAACCAUUCACAUGCACUCUGUGUGGGAAGAGUUUUAACUGCUCAUCACACCUUAAUCAACACUUGAGGAUCCACACUGGAGAGAAACCAUUGACUUGCACCUAAGCCGCGGUCACACUGGACUUCUCUCCUCAUAGACGUCCAUUCAUACGCAUGCGAAACGCAGGUUCGAGUGUCAAGUUUCGCAGUUCACUGCAUUGCAAAUUCAAGCUUGAUGAACUCUGACCUGUGAAAUCACAUCACUUGACUGUGUGAGACCAGUCGUAGAUCAAAACAUGACCUCUCUGGACAGAAAUUUAAAAUAUGGACCAAUCGCUCACUUUUUUUAAUGUCUAAUAAUCUUGUUUUAUCCCACCCUUUUUCUAGGGCUGCUCGAAUAUGGGAAAAAUCAUAAUCACGAUCAUUUUGGUCAUAAUUGUAUUUCAUGAUUAUUCAAAACGAUUAUCAGUUAAGUCAAAAUUAUUCGCCCUUCUGUGAAUUUUUUUUGUAUAUAAAUAUUUACCAAAUUUAACAGAGGAAUUUUUCACAGCAUUUCCUAUAAUAUUUUUUCUUCUGGAGAAAGGCUUAUUUGUUUUAUUUCGGCUAGAAUGAAAGCAGGUUUAAAUAUUUUGAAACCUAUUUUAAUAGCUCAAUAUUAAUAGCCCCCUUAAGCAAUGUUUUUAAUGUUUUUGAUUGUCUGAGAAGAAACUACUGUUAUACAAUGACUUGCCUAAUUACACUAAUUAAGCCUUUGAAUGUCACUUUAAGCUGAAUACUAGUAUCUUGAAAAAUAUCUAGUAAAAUAUAAUGUGCUGUCAUCACAGCAAAGAUAAAAGAAAUCAGUUAUUAGAGAUGAGUUAUUAUUAAAUCUGUUAUGUUUAAAAAUGGGUUGAAAAUAAAUCUUUCCAUUUAAACAGAACUUGCGGGGAAAGGGUCGCUAAUAAUUCAGGAGGGCAAAUAAUUCUGACAUUAACUGUAUAUAUGCACAGUUAUUUUCCUCCCUGUAAAAAAAGAAAGGGAAAUGAAUACAAUAGAAUAAAAAUAUGAAACAAACUGUGCUUUAAGAAUCUUAACUGUAAGAAAAAUACUUUAGCUACAAAAGUCCUUCAGUCAAGAGCAGUGAGGGAUUUUCUCCUUUUGUUGUUUGAUUAAUGAUAAAAACUGUCAGCAGCAGGAAUAUUGCAUGCUGUCACUUUAAGAACAGUGCGGCUCUGAUAUGGUUUCUCUUUCACAUGUCUUUUGAUUCUCAACUUGUUUGUUUAUUACACAAAUGAGGAUUAAUAUGAAUAAUCACUAAACACCGCACUCUAACACAAAUGUGCAGAUAUUUAACCUGCUGCUCAUCUCUGAGGCUAAGCGCGCGCGCACACACACAUAACAACAUGCGCUCUUUUGCACUUUUAAAACAUGAAUGAUUCAAAUGUACAUCUAUGAAUGAUGCGCAUCCCAUGCUGCAAACGAUACAGUACAUGCUUUUAGUCAUUUUCAAGUGGAACUGAGUUUUGCAGAGCAACGAACGUGUACAACUGGAAAGGGGCGGUAUAUGAUGCAAUAAUCGUUUAUCUCGAUUAAUUGUUUUUCAUAAUCCGAAACCGAAACCAGAUUUUCAAUUAAUUGCACAGCCGUACAACAGAAUUUCGCAUGCUCAUACUCUAGUGUGACCGCAGCUUCGGUGUGGGAUGAGUUUCAGCAACUCCUCAGACCUUAAUAAAUGAAGACCCACACUGGAGAGAAACCAUUCACAUGCACUCAGUGUGGGAAGAGUUUCAACCGAUCAGCAAACCUUAAUGAACACAUGAAGAUCCACACUUGUGUGAAAGAGUAUAUAUGCUUGAGUGUGAGAAGACUUUUAUUACAGCUCUAAAAUUGAAACUGCACCAGACUUUUCACACUGGAGAGACCGUACAAGUGUUCACACUGUGACAAGAGGUUUUAUCAGUUAACACAUCUAAAAACACAAAAGAGGAUUCACACUGGAGAGAAACCGUACAGAUCUGAUCAGUGUCUACAGAGUUUCGCUCAAUCGGUGCAGCUUAAGAAACACAUGGACAAAAAGUUGCAUACAUGACACGAAUACAGCAAAACAUUCUCAUGUGCAUAGGAUGUGUCAUGUCUGAAUAAUGUUUGAAAAGGCUGAGUGACUGUAUACUGUUUUCCAACACUCCUACACUGCAGUAGGUGGGGUUGUAAAUGUGUUGCGCUCCUCACGUUUACCGUAAACACAAUGAUGGCGGCUGAGAGAAGAACAGUUUCAUGAACAUCUGGCAAAGAGAACCUCUGUGGCUUAAAAUCUCUUUGCAAGUGAUUGUACAGGUGCGGAUACAUCUGUAUUUUACUCUUCAGUGUAUUCAUGUAGCUAGUGUUGUUUUGGAUAAUGAUCU
Messenger RNA from Danio aesculapii, 3422 nucleotides. Its product is annotated as gastrula zinc finger protein XlCGF8.2DB-like. The record is from RefSeq and is a predicted model, not a curated record. Lineage: Eukaryota; Metazoa; Chordata; Actinopteri; Cypriniformes; Danionidae. The coding region runs from base 118 to 1167 and encodes 349 amino acids. The transcript is spliced from 3 exons.